AAUAAUGCCACGACGAGUAUGUCCGUCUUUUGUGCAAGUCGGAUACUGAGGGCAUCCACCACAGCACAUGAACCACACCUAGCCACAUUCCGCGACUUGGCCAGCAGGAAGACGAGUUGGUCCGACACGCUCGCGUUGCCCAGAUCGCCAUUUCCAGCGCGUCCAUCGCCGGAACAGCUGGAGCUCUACCGCUCGCGAUGCGCCGAUGACCUGUAUGCCUGGCAGCGGGAGCACCGACCCAAGACUGCCACCAUCAAAGACGCAUCGGGAAGCAGACAAGUCGACAACGAGUUCGUGCUGCACGAUGGCCCGCCAUAUGCCAAUGGCGCAGUCCAUGUCGGACAUGCGCUGAACAAAAUUCUCAAGGACUUGAUGUUGCGCACCGAGCUGGCGCGUGGGAGAAGAGUCCACUAUCGACCAGGCUGGGAUUGCCAUGGCCUGCCUAUCGAGCUCAAGGCUCUCCAGCAGCCCAGAUCGUCGAAAGAUCGAGUGAAGCCCAGUAGGGAUGCGCCGAAGAAGGAGGCACAGGCUGCUGCCGAAGCUGCGAACCAGAUGACUGCGUCUGAUAUUCGACAGGCUGCGUCGAAGCUUGCCACCGAGACCAUCGAAUCGCAGAAGAAGAGCUUCAAAAGCUGGGGUGUCAUGGGCGACUGGGAUGCGCCGUACACGACGAUGAGCAAGGACUUUGAGAUCAGGCAGCUGGAAGUCUUCAGGGAGAUGGUGCGGAAGGGCCUCAUCUCAAGACAUCACAGGCCAGUACACUGGUCGCCCUCGUCGCGAACGGCUCUAGCUGAAGCCGAAUUGGAAUAUGAUGACAAUCACAAGACUACUGCGGCCUUCAUUUUGAUGCCAAUAGUCCGUCUCCCUUCCAUUCUCUUGCGGGACAAGGACAUCCAACCAAGCAAAUUAAGUGCUUUGAUCUGGACCACAACCCCAUGGACUCUGCCUGCAAACAAAGCUAUUGCUGUGAAUGGCGACAUCGAGUAUUGCCUAGUGAACACCAAAAGCGACCAAUUCCUCGUCGCAAAGGAUCGCUUAGAACACUUGCAAUCAUUCUUGCCAGAUGACCAGUUUGUCGUCACGCCCAAAUCAUUCAGCGGAUCUGAGCUCGCAGAUGGUCAAGCCACGUGCUUUAACAUCUUUACCGGCCAAGAGUCUCCGAUCUUACAAGCAGACUUCGUGACUGCAACGUCUGGUACUGGCCUUGUGCACAUAGCGCCUGGUCAUGGCAUGGACGACUACGUACUUUGCCAGCAAAAUGGGAUAGGGCCUGCAUUUGCGCCGGUGAACGAUGGAGGAAUGUUCACUUCUGAUGUGUGGCCUACUGCAAAGGACAGCGACCUAGAUUUGCUCCAUGGGCAAUUUGCGCCCACCAAAGGGACAAAUGCCGUGCUUAAUAUCAUGCGUGGAUGCAGUAAGUAUCUGCCAGCAGACAGGGAUGUUCUCAGUAGUGAUCUUGUGCUCGCGGCGCACAGCUUCGCACACAAGAAUCCCAUCGACUGGCGCACAAAGCAGCCUGUCAUCACACGUGCAACUGCGCAAUGGUUCGCGGAUGCAUCUGCAAUCAAAGAUCGCGCUCUUGCUGCUCUCGAUGACGUGAACUUCAUACCUGAAAGUGGGAAAAGCAGACUGCGCAGCUUUGUCGAAGGCCGCAGCCAAUGGUGUAUAUCUCGACAGCGCGUAUGGGGUGUUCCCAUUCCAGCGCUAUACCACGCCGACACUGGUGAGGCUUGCAUCACUGACGAGAGCAUCGCCCAUAUCAUCAGCACGCUUGAACAGCGAGGAUCUGAUGCCUGGUUUUCCGAUGCGAAAGACGACCCUGCAUGGUUACACUCGUCGCUAGAGCCUGGCAAGUGGCACCGCGGCAGAGAUACCAUGGAUGUCUGGUUUGACUCUGGGAGCAGCUGGACUUCCCUCAGCGCCAGAGAGGCUGGCAUGCCCUUGAGCGACGUGUACAGCGAGGGCACUGACCAACACCGAGGUUGGUUCCAAAGCAGUCUGCUUACAGCGGUGGCUAUGCAGGAUCCUCACGCAAAGCCUGUUGCACCAUUCAAGAUGCUAGCUACACAUGGCUUCACGCUCGACGGGGAUGGGAAGAAGAUGAGUAAGAGCCUUGGCAACGUUGUCUCACCUGAAGGAAUCAUUUCAGGCGCCUUGGUACAGACACAGCGGGGAACGAAAAAUGGUAAGCGACAGCAGCAGGAGCCGCCGCCAAACAGCCAAAAGACUUCGCUCGGUCCAGACGUCCUACGGCUGUGGGUUGCGUCGUCGGACUUUACCCGAGAUGUUUCCAUCUCCCAGACAGUGAUACAGAGUGUUCAACAGGCUCUGCAGAAGUACCGCGUAACCUUCAAGUUUUUACUGGGAGUACUACACGACUACUCUUUGCUAACACCCAACAAGGGUCCCAAGUUGCAACUUGAUUUGCCAGAUCGAGUCAUGCUCUACCGGCUACAGGAGACGAACAAGUCUGUAAAGCGAGCAUAUAGCGAGUACAGGUUCUAUGUCGGCAUUAAUGAGAGCAACAAGUUCAUCAACAAUGACUUGAGCGCCUUUUAUCUCGAACUUGCGAAGGACAGACUAUAUGCUGGAUCCACGGAAAGUCGCCAGCGUACACAAAUGAUACUGUUGCACAUUUUACAGAAUAUGAUUAGGUGGCUUGGGCCUGUCACGCCUCAUCUUAUCGAGGAAGUGGAGGCGUUUCUACCACCUGGAAUACAACCUCAAGAGCCAUAUCUUCAGCAGAUCUGGGAGGAUGGCUCUGAUGGUCUCAUUGAAGAUUAUCCGGACGAAGUGGAGCAACAACGAGACCACAACAACACCAUGCAGGCAUGGCAUGCCUUUCAAGCCAUCAGCACAGCUGUGAAGGUGGCUCAGGAACGGGCAAGAGCUGCGAAAGUGCUUGGUAAUGGACUCGCUUGUCGGGUUGAGAUUCAUACACCUUCGCCAGUCUCGCCGACUUCUUCACACCUUCAGUUCGUGGAAGAAUUGGAGAGAGAGUUGCCUGCCAUGCUUGUUGUCAGCGGAGUUUGUUGGAUACAGCAUGACGUUGUGGAAGGAGUUCCUAUAUCUAUCAAUACUGAGAGUGCGGAGCUGGGCGAUGCAUGGCGGUUUGAGCAGCCGGUAGAGAUCAAGUGUGAAGGGAAGACGUUGACGGGCAAAGUGGUGGUGCUGCCCCCUGCACAUGAGAAGUGCGUGAGGUGCUGGAAGUAUGUGGCCGAGGAGAAGGCUGUGCCGUGUGCGGCGUGUCGGAAGGUACUGGUGGAGGAGCAUGCGGAUCUGUUACGAUAGGGGGGAUGGAGUGAUAUGCGUAGCUGUGUAGCUGUGUUUGCGGUCGUGGUGGGAGUGGGAGGGGCAGCAGAGCAG
Molecule: messenger RNA, 3366 nt
Organism: Sphaerulina musiva SO2202
Lineage: Eukaryota; Fungi; Ascomycota; Dothideomycetes; Mycosphaerellales; Mycosphaerellaceae
Product: isoleucyl-tRNA synthetase
Exons: 2
Coding region: 19-3291 (1090 amino acids)
Biological process (GO): isoleucyl-tRNA aminoacylation
Cellular component (GO): cytosol
Molecular function (GO): isoleucine-tRNA ligase activity; ATP binding; tRNA binding
Source: RefSeq, a predicted model, not a curated record